UCAGAGGGGCACUGGUGUCCCCAGCCUGGUGCCCGGGCUGGCGGGCGAUGACCGACGCGGUGCUGGGCGGCUCCUCGGACCGGUGGAUGUGCCCCAGUGACAGGACCAUGUCCCUCCGAGCCAGCAGUGAGAAGGAGCAGCUCCCGGCGGGAUGGGCGGCACAGCCCGAGCGGCAGCGCAAGGGCGAGGAGCUGACGGAUGAGGAGAAGGAAAUCAUCAACCGGGUGAUCGCCCGCGCCGAGAAGAUGGAGGAGAUGGAGCAGGAGCGCAUCGGGCGCCUGAUGACCCGGCUGGAGGACAUGCGCCGCAGCGUGCUGGGGGACGGCGUCAACCGCUGCAUCCUCUGCGGGGAGCAGCUGGGGACGAGGGGCUCUGCCUGCGUCGUCUGCGAGGACUGCAAGAAGAACGUGUGCACCAAGUGCGGGGUGCAGACCACCAACAACCGGCCCCAGGCCAUCUGGCUCUGCAAGAUCUGCAGCGAGCAGAGGGAGGUGUGGAAACGCUCCGGUGCCUGGUUCUUCAAGGGUUUGCCCAAGCAGAUGCUGCCACAGCCAAUGCCCGUCAGCAAGAAGGGACCCCAAACCCCAAGCGAGCCCCGCCCGGCCGAGUCGCCCGCCCCAGACCCCAAAGUCCCCUCCCGGGCACCCACCCGAGGCCAGGCGGAUGCCGAGGACACCGAGGGCACCGACGGCACAGCGGCCGCCCGGGGGAGCCGCAAAGCGGCCGAGGGCCGGCCGGGUCCGUGCGGCAGCGAGGACACCGCUGGGGACAGCGACAGCCGCGACUACGCUGCCGAGAGCGGGGUCAGCAGGAGCCCCGGUGUGAAGAGAACCAACUCCGUGCAAGGCCAGCGGCCACCCCCGCCGGCCAGCGCCGCUGGACCUGCCCCGGCAGCCGCAGCGCCGGCGGCCGCAGCGGCAAGGCCGGGUCCCGGGGGUCCCGCCCGCUUCCCGGAGAGACAAGGUAACCCCGGCCCCCCGGAGCCGGCCCGCGGCGCCGCCAGGGAGGAGAGGGGAGGGGGCUUUGCCGUGCCCCCCGGCAGGGAGGACAGGCCAGCCUGGCAGCCCCCUGCUGCCACCCAGCCCCCGCCCGCAGCCGCGGCCCCGCAGCGGCAGCAGCCCCGCGAGGAGGAGGAGGAGGAUGCCAACAGCUACGACUCGGAUGAAGGCACCACGCUGGGAGCUCUGGAGUUCAGCCUGCUCUACGACCAGGACAACAGCUCCCUGCACUGCACCCUCAUCAAGGCCAAGGGCUUAAAACCAAUGGAUUCCAAUGGCCUGGCUGAUCCCUAUGUGAAGCUGCACCUCCUGCCCGGAGCCAGCAAGUCGAACAAGCUGAGGACGAAGACGCUGCGCAACACCCGGAACCCGGUGUGGAACGAGACCCUGGUGUACCACGGCAUCACCGACGAGGACAUGCAGAGGAAAACCCUCAGGAUCUCCGUGUGUGACGAGGACAAAUUCGGCCACAACGAAUUUAUUGGAGAAACCAGAGUUGCCUUGAAAAAACUCAAAGCCAACCAGAAAAAGAACUUCAACAUCUGCCUGGAGAGAGUAAUACCAACGAAGCGUGCCGGAACAACGGGUGCAUCCCGUGGGAUGGCUCUGUACGAGGAGGAGGUGGAUCGCGGCGGGGACGUGGAGGAGCGCGGGAAGAUCCUGGUGUCCCUCAUGUACAGCACCCAGCAGGGCGGGCUCAUCGUGGGCAUCGUGCGCUGCGUGCACCUGGCGGCCAUGGACGCCAACGGAUACUCGGAUCCCUUCGUCAAGCUUUGGCUGAAACCUGACAUGGGCAAAAAGGCCAAGCACAAGACACAGAUUAAGAAGAAAACGUUGAAUCCUGAGUUUAAUGAGGAGUUCUUCUAUGACAUCAAACACAGCGACCUGGCCAAGAAAUCCCUGGACAUUUCCGUCUGGGAUUACGACAUCGGAAAAUCCAACGACUACAUCGGCGGUUGCCAGCUGGGAAUCACGGCCAAGGGCGAGCGCUUGAAACACUGGUACGAGUGUUUGAAGAACAAGGACAAGAAGAUCGAGCGCUGGCACACCCUGCAGAACGAGAACCAUGUGGCCAGUGAUUAAAGGGAGCCUCUGCCCGGCCCUCCCUGCCCUCUGCCACGCCCCUGUAGGUCCCUGAUGUCCCUGGUGUCCCGUCUUCCAGCACAGCCACGCCUUGCUACAGCCUCUGAUCCCAGGGUCCUCCGCCUCCUCCAAGCCCCCUCCAUCCUCCCCUCCGCUGGAA
Molecule: messenger RNA, 2241 nt
Organism: Onychostruthus taczanowskii (white-rumped snowfinch)
Lineage: Eukaryota; Metazoa; Chordata; Aves; Passeriformes; Passeridae
Gene: RPH3A
Product: rabphilin 3A
Exons: 20
Coding region: 48-2081 (677 amino acids)
Biological process (GO): intracellular protein transport
Cellular component (GO): membrane
Molecular function (GO): small GTPase binding
Source: RefSeq, a predicted model, not a curated record